Messenger RNA from Sarcophilus harrisii (Tasmanian devil), 5365 nucleotides. RefSeq names its product CAP-Gly domain containing linker protein family member 4 (gene CLIP4). The coding region runs from base 1213 to 3315 and encodes 700 amino acids. The transcript is spliced from 18 exons. Gene Ontology annotation, molecular function: microtubule plus-end binding. NCBI's taxonomy places the organism in Eukaryota, Metazoa, Chordata, Mammalia, Dasyuromorphia, Dasyuridae. The record is from RefSeq and is a predicted model, not a curated record. Gene Ontology annotation, biological process: cytoplasmic microtubule organization. Gene Ontology annotation, cellular component: microtubule plus-end; nucleus; cytoplasm.
UUCCCUCGGCAUUUUCGGCAAGCACUGGCUCUGACGUCGGAGAACGUGCGCCUGCAUCCUGCUUCGGUCAUCCUACCUGGCUGACUCUGGGUCCGGCUUCCUUCCCCAGGCCGCGGCCUCCUCAGUUAGACCGCGGGGGCUUGGGUUGGAGGUCUGGGGGCCUGCAGCUUGGGUCUGCGACCCGGACUCAUCGGGUCGGGGAUUCCGAACUGCGCGGGUGCGUCACGGAUCCCUUGCGGUCCGGGGGAGCCCCUGGGCCCGCUAACGUUCGCUGGCUACGUUCAUAGUCGGAGGCAAUGAGAAAUCUCGUUCCGAGGCUGUGGGGAACAGAGAGGUCAUUUUCUCCAGAACGAGCCCCUAGGCCGGAGCUCCGUGGCCCCUGGCGGGGGAGCCCCUGGCCUAAGCCUCAAGGCCCAUUCGGGGGUGGUAGGACGCCAGGGAUGGGCACGGGCCGCGUGUAUUUUUUCUCCGUCCUACCGGGUUAGCGUCAGGAGGCCGCGGGAUAGGGUCACGUUCACGGCCGCCGGUGCGCGCCUGCGCGCUGCGGGCGUGCGCGAGCCGCUCGGUCCCAGCGCCCGGGAGGCGGCGGCCGUUGGAGGCGGGUCGGGGGAGGCCCGGAGAAGCUGGCGGGGCGGGGCGUCUCCCGAGGCUCGGCGGGCCGGCCGCGGCCCGCUCAGUGUGGCUCACAGCGGCGUCCGGCGGAGGCGGCGCCGCCUGCUCUCCUCAGGCUGGGGCUCCCUCCCCGCCCCCGCCCCCGCCCUCGGCGCGGCUCCCCGAGAGAACCCGGAGGAGCGCAGAUGGGAUUAGAGAUCACGCCGGCGGUGAUGUCACAGGAGCAGUCCGAACCUGGCUUCUCAGACUCCAGCGACGCCGCGCAUCCCCCUGCGGUUUGUUAAAGAUCAAAAGAACACAGAUUUAGAGCUGGAUUGGAUAUUGACAGAUCUUCUAGUUCAACUCUUUCAAUUAAAGACCAGGAAAAGUGAGGCCCUAAGAGGUUAAGUGGCUUCCUCAUGGUUAUACACUGAAAUUUUUAUAUGGUUUCUGUGAAGUCUUUUAAAAUUUUAUCCAGCAAGCACUUAUUAAGUUUUUAUAUAUGCCAAUCGAAUUGGGCCUUUGGAGAUAAGCAUGAAAACUGAAUGGUCCCUGCCCUCAAAGAACUUCUAUUCUAUUGAAGGAAAUCAACCUGUGCACAAAAGGGUGGCUUUCUAGAGGAUGACCAUAGAAGACCUUCCAGAUCUUCCCUCAGAAGGAAAUUCUUUGAUUGGAAGAUACCCAUUUUUAUUUUCAGGUUCUGAUACACCGGUUAUCUUUUCAGUUUCUGCAGCACCAAUGCCUUCAGACUGUGAGUUUUCUUUUUUUGAUCCUAAUGAUGCAUCGUGCCAAGAAAUCCUUUUUGAUCCUAAAACAUCAGUAUCUGAAUUAUUUGCCAUUUUAAGACAAUGGGUUCCCCAAGUCCAACAGAACAUUGAUAUUAUUGGGAAUGAGAUUAUCAAGAGAGGAUGUAAUGUUAAUGAUAGAGAUGGACUGACUGAUAUGACUCUUCUCCAUUAUACCUGCAAAUCUGGAGCUCAUGGUAUUGGUGAUGUUGAGACAGCUGUAAAAUUUGCCUCUCAUCUCAUUGAACUGGGGGCAGAUGUCAGUUUGAGAAGUCGCUGGACAAACAUGAAUGCUUUGCAUUAUGCUGCUUACUUUGAUGUCCCAGAACUUAUAACUUUAAUUUUGAAGGCUUCAAAACCAAAAGAUGUGGAUGCUACAUGCAGUGACUUUGCUUUUGGAACAGCUCUGCAUAUUGCAGCAUUUAACUUGUGCACGGGGGCUGUGAAGUGUUUACUGGAACAUGGAGCAAAUCCUGCAUUUAGGAAUGACAAAGGACAAAUCCCUGCGGAUGUUGUUCCAGAUCCAGUCGAUAUGCCAUUAGAGAUGGCAGAUGCAGCAGCCAGUGCUAAACAAAUCAAACAAAUGCUAUUGGAUGCUGUCCCUUUGUUAUGUGAUGCCUCAAAGACCAUGCUCCCAAAUUAUGAUCCUACAAGUGGCAAAAGUAUGCUUACAUCAUUAGGCCUGAAGUUGGGAGACCGUGUGAUCAUUGCAGGACAGAAGGUUGGAAUAUUAAGAUUUUGUGGCACAACUGAAUUUGCCAGUGGACAGUGGGCUGGCAUUGAGUUGAGUGAACCAGAAGGAAAGAAUAAUGGAAGUGUUGGGAAAGUUCAGUACUUUAAAUGUCCUCCCAAAUACGGCAUUUUUGCACCUCUUUCAAAGAUAAGCAAAGCUACAGAUCGAAAGAAAACUAUAGGACGAACACCUUCUGCACGCACUACAGUAUCCGUCAGAUCCCAGAAAAUUGAUGUUACUCAUGUAACUUCAAAAGUAAACACUGGAUUAACAACAUCCAAAAAAGAAGGUGGUUCUGAGUCAACAUCUUUAUUGUCUCCUGGUGAAGCACUGAAAACUGUACCUGGGAAGGAAGCUGUUCCACCUGUUUCUAUCAGUUCCUCCUCUUCUAUCUCCUCCUUGGACAACAAACAGAUGCACCCCAAGAAAUGGAAUCCAAACAACAAUAAUAAGGAGGCGUCGAUGAAAAGUUCUUCCAUUUCAUCGAGAGCCAGUGCUGCAGGGUCGACCACUUCAGCUACAUCUCUGGGAAAUAAACGGGAAGAAGAGGUUCGUGUUGGUGACCGAGUGUUGGUGGUAGGCCAGAGGAUUGGCACUGUCAGGUUCUUUGGCACAACAAACUUUGCUCCAGGAAUUUGGUGUGGUAUUGAGCUUGAAAAACCAUUUGGCAAGAAUGAUGGUUCAGUUGGAGGUGUGCAGUACUUUACUUGUCAACCAAGAUAUGGGAUAUUUGCUCCCCCAACCAGAGUGCAGAGACUAAAAGAUACUCUUUUGGAGAAUGCAUCAAGUAAACGAAAUCAUCCUUUUCCAGGUUUUAGACGAAGUUUCAGUACAACUUCUGCAUCUUCUCAAAAAGAGAUAAACAGAAGAAAUGCUUUUGAAAAGCCAAAAAAUGCUUUACUUCGUCGAAGCUGGAGCAGUACUCCAUCAACUGGGGGUAUGGAAGGAGCUGUGAAGCUGCACGAGGGCUCUCAGGUUCUCCUGACAAGUUCUAAUGAAAUGGCCAUUAUUAGGUAUGUGGGCCCCACUGACUUUGCCCCAGGAACCUGGCUUGGACUUGAACUCAAAAGUGCCAGGGGAAAGAAUGAUGGCUCAGUGGGGGACAAACGUUAUUUCACCUGUAAGCCAAAUCAUGGAGUGUUGGUUCGGCCAAGCAGAGUAACCUAUCGGGGGAUUAAUGGGUCAAAGCUUGUGGAUGAUGAUUGAUGAACUUGAUCUCUUAAAUGAGGUCAGCUGUAUUACAUGUGCAGAGACUGUGUCACCCUAGAGGCUCUGAUAUAUGUGAGUGCAUGGGAAAUGGUGACUUACUUAACUGUUACUCACAUUUUGAUAACACAACAAUCUUCAUAGUAUCAUUAAGACAAUUUAUAGAUUAACUUUUAAACAAAAGGAGUAUGAAAUUUUUAAGAAUCAUGAAUCUCUUAAGAUCAUUUAAAGGGAACUUAUUUUUUAAAGUUUUUAGACCCAAGUGUGGUCCUGAGAUGCCAGAAAAUUAUGCCAUUAGGAGACCAACUGAUGUAUUCUGUUGCUUGUUCUGUCUUUUAGCAUAUACAAUUGGGUUAUUGUUAAAAGUAUUGAAUAGCAUAUUACUUUGGUAUUUCAUUUAGCUGUCCAUAGUGCUUUGGGAAUAAUUAUCCCUUUCUGCGCUUUCAUCAAUAAGGGCUAUAUACGUGAAAACAUCUGUUUCCUCUCUGAUCCUCCUGAGAGAUCCCUGCUCUGAAGAUUUGCAGUCUUUAGAAUUUUAGGACUGGAAAUGAUUUAUCUAAGCCACUCCUCUUAGUUUAUGGAUAAGGAAACUGAGGUACAGAAACAUGAAGUCAUUUCUCCAUGGGCUCAUAGCUGAUAGCAAAGUAGGGAGUGCAGAGCAGGCCUCCUGACCCCCAGUCUUGUGCCAUCUGCACCACAUAUACUUUAGGGAUCCUUGGCAUUCUUCUGAAUCACUUAACAGGAAUCACUGACAAAGCACCAUGUAGCGAAUCAGGUCCUGUUUUAAAUACCACCUUAUUGUUGCAUAAAAGACCAUAUUGGGAAGAAGCACUUUUAAAAUUUGAUGCACUUUCAUCUUUGUGGAAAGUCCUCGCUGUAUCUUGAAGUCCUUUGCCAGUUUUCCCUGCUGGCUAUGGAAGUUGAAAAAAACAACCCAGUUUUAAAAAUUCACUUAAAAGCAAGAAGCAGAUUGACAUAUCCUAGGCUUACAUAUAGAGAGCAGUGUGGUUUACCACAUAAUUUUCUUCACCCAAGAAUAGAAGUGAAUAUUGCACAGUUAGUCAAGGUAUAUGUGGUACAUGUUCAUUUAAGUAUUUCUUCACGUCUUUGUAGUUCUCUUUGUAGUGUUACUCCUAAGGCAGCCAUGACAUUUGCCUUAGUUGGUUUUGGAUUUUCCCAACUGUAGCAAAGCACAAGUAUUUGAGCUUUGGCUAAAUGCUACACAAAUUUGGCGGGAGAGCCCAUUUUCAGUCUGUGGCUUGUGCCCAUCUUUGACUUUAAACUUUGUAAUAGAAUUAAUGUUACAAGGAAUUUGUGUUAUGUCUGUGUCUGGAUGUUUGUGUUCCAUAAAUGUAAAAGAUUUAUAUUUUAUUGUACAUAUUUAGAUUUGAAGAGACUACAGAAAUAGUAAAAUGGUUCACUUUAUAAGAUUUAAAAUUAUCCUUAACAAUGGAACUGCCUUUGCACUUAGAAAUAACAUGUUCAGAUAUUUUGCAAUAUACUAUUUUUAAACUGAAUCCUGCUGCUCUGCUGCUCUUUUGAAAAAAGCUGGUAUUCGAAUACUGCUAGACCUAUUUUCCUGAAAUCGGUUUGCAAAACAAGGCUGUAAUACACUGCCUUUUAAUCAAGGAAUAUUUUUAUUGACUAAAGAAAAUGAAUGUACUGUGAUUUUGAAUGUAAACUUAUUUUAUUAUACUGUUUCCUAAAAACUGUUUAUUUAUACUUUGAGAUGUAUGUGGAUUCACUGAACUUUUACAAAGUCCGAAAUGUUUCCUGUUGUACAUCAGAGCCCUAUAAAUUAAAAUCUGUUAUAUUGAUGUUGACAAUGAUUUGCUUUUAAGGAAACCAUAAACCACUAUUUUUUUCUCUCUUGCAACCUUUAUUUUCUUUCAUGCAUAUAAUAUGUGAAUAGAGAAUAUCUAUUAAAUCCAUACAGACUUAUACAUUCUUGCAUAAAUACAUGAAAACAGUUUUUUUCACCUUUAGCUUAUUGUCAGUCUACUUGUGCUCAAUUGUAGCUUCUCAAAUAUAAAUAAAAUGGAAACCAUUA